This is a messenger RNA of Trichobilharzia szidati, 588 nucleotides long. NCBI's taxonomy places the organism in Eukaryota, Metazoa, Platyhelminthes, Trematoda, Strigeidida, Schistosomatidae. The record is from the annotation of a GenBank genome assembly.
AUGAAAUCUGUUCUUGGACUUGGUGAACAGUUAUUAUGGUUGUGUUUGAAAGAAUUAUUUGUAUUCCGUGUCAUGCAAACUGAUCCGAAUUGGUCAAAUUUCUUGUACAAUCCACAAACAGGCAAAAUUAUUUUAUUGGAUUUUGGAGCUUCCAGAGAUUUUAGUAAACCUUUUGUCGACCUAUACAUUCGUCUAAUUCAUGCAGCUGCUGAAGGUGAUCGUCAGAGUAUUCUUCAAAUUUCAGAAAAUUUGGGUUUCCUAACUGGUUAUGAAACAAAGUUGUUACAACAAGCUCAUGUGGAUGCUGUUAAUAUCCUGGGUGAGGCGUUCGCUGCUGAGAAACACUUUGAUUUCGGUCAACAGUCAACAACUAAACGAAUCAGUCAUUUAAUCCCUGUUAUGCUUGAGCAUCGAUUAACUCCACCACCAGAAGAAAGUUAUUCCCUGCAUCGGAAAAUGUCUGGCUGUUUUCUACUAUGCAGUAAACUUAAAGCUAAAGUUAACUGUCGACCAUUAUUCUAUGAUAUAUGGAAUAAUUAUCAAUUCUCUGAUGACCACAACACUUCUCCUCAGGUUAAGAAUCAAUGA